GGGCUAGACACCACCUUCGAGCGCGCUCCUGACGAUGACCCUCAUGUCUCCUCCGCUCGCACACAUCUUUUUCUCAAGGUCGAUGAUCCAGUCUUCAAGGUCUCCGUUGGCUCUCACGUGUUCUACAUCUCAAGUCCAUUCACUACCACCCAUGGAUAUCCAGUCGGUCGCGGUACUCGAUGUUACGAAGCAUACAACCCCGUGAAUGGGAAACGCGUCCUUCUGAAAGACACUUGGAGAUAUGCAGAGUACCCUCCGGAGCACGAAAUCUACGAAAAGCUCCGUGACUCGGGCGUUUCGAACGUUCUUCGGGUCGUUGCUUGGGGAGACGUCGAGGGCCCUCUUCAGACUUGCGGUCGUGAUGGUGGGCUCCGAGAGCUUAUUCACUAUCGGAUCGUCUUAGACGAGGUCGGGAAAUCUCUCACCGAGUUCGACUCGACUCAUCAGUUUAUAACUGUGAUCCGGGACGCAUUGCGAGCACAUCGAGAGGCGUCGCAGGCGGGAAUCCUUCACCGGGACAUAUUCGUCGGCAACAUCGUCAUUGUUGAAGGUCGAGGUUAUCUUAUCGAUUGGGAGCUCGCCAGUGUAGGCGACACGCCAAUGAGGGCUAGCGAACGCACAGGGACGUAUCAGUUUUUUUCACUAGCCCUUCUCAAAAAUCCUAGCAAACGCCACGAGACCAGCGAUGACAUCGAAUCGUUCUUGUGGGUGAUGUUGUGGAUCGCGAUCCGACAUGCGCCCAAC
Molecule: messenger RNA, 744 nt
Organism: Stereum hirsutum FP-91666 SS1
Lineage: Eukaryota; Fungi; Basidiomycota; Agaricomycetes; Russulales; Stereaceae
Exons: 3
Biological process (GO): protein phosphorylation
Molecular function (GO): ATP binding; protein kinase activity
Source: RefSeq, a predicted model, not a curated record